This is a messenger RNA of Daphnia carinata, 3739 nucleotides long. Its product is annotated as glycogen synthase kinase-3 beta-like. Gene Ontology annotation, cellular component: axon; nucleus; cytoplasm. The record is from RefSeq and is a predicted model, not a curated record. Gene Ontology annotation, molecular function: ATP binding; protein serine/threonine kinase activity. The transcript has 7 exons. Gene Ontology annotation, biological process: signal transduction; protein phosphorylation; negative regulation of canonical Wnt signaling pathway. The coding region runs from base 541 to 1860 and encodes 439 amino acids. Lineage: Eukaryota; Metazoa; Arthropoda; Branchiopoda; Diplostraca; Daphniidae.
AAGUUCCGCCAUAUUGCAGUGGAAAAUCUUAAAUGGCGUCGUUUCCCUAUGUCCUCAGCCCGAGCUAGUUUUACUAGCGAUUGCCAGUCAUUUUUUCCCGCUGCCCGCAAAUAACAGUUGUGAACGUAAUACAGCGGACUUAGCGCGUGACUUAUAAUCUUCGUCUAUUCAUUAGGCAGUUGUUGAAAAUUUGAUACUUUUUUCUCUCCCCCCCCCCCCCUAUCGAACGAAGCGUAGAGGCCCAAAUGGCGUUAGCCAUCAGAAUCACUGACGGGAUUAUAGUGUGAAAAACUAGUCACUAGAACGUUUUUCCACUCGCACCCAUCUCUGUACUGCUGUACCCAUCAAAAAGAUACAGGCAGCACAGCUCUCAUCUUUGAUAUAUUAAAAUAAUAUACAAAUUAUUAAAGAGAUUUCUGAAGCAGAGGUUGUGUCGAGUGUCAAGUGUCUUCGACUGUGUCAGGUGUGUCUUCUGUGUGCAGACUGUAGUGUAACAGCUAUGUUCUUGGCGUGAGUCAAGCUCUCAUCAUACAACUGAAAAUGAGCGGACGGCCGCGCACCACCUCGUUUGCUGACAAGACCUCUUUAAAUCCUUCAUUUGGUAAAGAUGGGAGCAAGAUCACCACAGUGGUGGCAACCCCUGGGCAAGGACCUGAUAGAGCUCAAGAAGUGGCUUACACAGAUGCUAAAGUAAUUGGUAAUGGCAGUUUUGGUGUUGUCUAUCAAGCCAAACUUUGUGAGACCGGUGAACUGGUGGCCAUCAAAAAAGUUCUUCAAGACAAGCGGUUCAAAAAUCGCGAGCUGCAGAUUAUGCGGCGCCUGGAACACUGUAACAUCGUCAAGUUGAAAUACUUUUUCUAUUCCAGUGGAGAAAAGAAAGAUGAGGUGUUUCUCAACUUGGUUUUGGAAUUUAUUCCUGAAACAGUUUACAAAGUGGCACGUCACUAUAGCAAAUCCAAACAGACUAUUCCUAUCAGUUUUAUCAAACUAUACAUGUAUCAACUCUUUCGGAGUCUGGCCUACAUCCAUUCGUUGGGCAUAUGCCACCGAGACAUUAAACCACAGAAUUUGUUGCUCGAUCCCGAGUCGGGCGUGCUAAAGCUCUGCGAUUUCGGAAGUGCUAAGCACUUAGUUCAGGGCGAGCCCAACGUCUCGUACAUUUGUUCUCGUUAUUAUCGGGCUCCCGAACUCAUUUUCGGAGCCACUGACUACACCACGAAUAUCGAUGUUUGGAGUGCUGGUUGCGUUUUGGCCGAGUUGCUUUUAGGCCAGCCAAUUUUCCCUGGCGAUUCCGGGGUCGAUCAGUUGGUAGAGAUUAUCAAAGUCUUGGGCACUCCCACGCGAGAGCAAAUCCGUGAAAUGAAUCCAAACUACACCGAAUUUAAGUUUCCUCAGAUCAAAGCACAUCCUUGGCAAAAGGUCUUCCGUGCUCGGACGCCAUUGGAAGCGAUCGAUUUAGUCUCGCGUCUCUUGGAAUACACCCCCUCCGCACGUAUAUCUCCUUUGGAGGCGUGUGCUCACACCUUCUUCGAGGAACUUAGGGAUCCUCAUACGAGGUUACCAAAUGGGCGAGAACUGCCCGUCCUCUUCAACUUCACUGAGCAUGAACUAAAGAUCCAGCCAGCCCUGAACGCUCUGCUGAUUCCGCCCCACAUGCGAGGCGCUAGUGGUUUGAUGGGUGUCAUGAACGCUGCGUCUCCGUCUCAGGAUUCCUCAGCCACAGGGUCUCCUAAUUCGGCAGGUGGACCGGAAGGAUCUUCGGCAGCAGGAGCUUCUGGGGCCACAGGAGGUCACAUUCACUCACCACCUGAUGUCUGCGCUGCGACCGGUGAGACUCUAGGAGCUGUCGGUACUGCAUAAGAAGACAACAUACGAUAAGAAGAAACAAAAAACAACAGAAAGAAUUUAAAUAACUAUCUCCUCAGACAUGCAUGGCAGAAAACAGGAGCUGAACCAAGGAAGAAAGGGGAAAUUUUUUUUCUUUUUUUUCAACUAAAUGAAAAGUUUUUAAAAGCUAGAGAAGUCUUAAUUAUCGAUUGCAACCGCUGCCAUGGUAACAAUCAUUAAGCGUCAAACGAAACAAAACACAAGAUAGAGGACAGGAGUGAAACCCUUCAUCGUUGAAGAAAGGAACGAAUGAAACAAAAGAAAAGGGCCAGACUCUUUUUGAAACCUCCCAACAGCUAAAAAAAAUAUUGUAAUUUGUAACAACAAGCAAACUUAGAUUUCAGGACAUUAGUCUCUUGUUGAGCGCGGGAAAGUAUAUUCCUUCGAAUUUAUCGCCCGGGGCUGCUGCUGGACGACUUUCAUUAGGUCCAGCAUCGCAGACGUCCCCCUACCCAUGAUUUAUUUCCCACAUCAUUUUUUUUUUACUUUUUUUUUUUCCUAUUUCGAACCCCAUCAUACCAAAUCGACGGAUAGCGGAGGAUGUGUAGUUUAUUGCGAGUCCCUCUGCAAGUAAAAAAAAAAAGAAAAACAAAAUUAAUUCACGUAUUGUAGACUGUGUCGUCCUUACCCCUCUCCCCUCCAUCCCAACGACACCAUCUCCUUCCUCUUUCCCUCCGUUUGUUGUACAGGAAAAAAAAAAUCACCUCUCGACAUCCACCUGGUGGAUUGAUACGCGGCAAUUUCUCUCCUUCACCUCGUCCUCCCCCGUCAAGAAAAUCUCUCAUCACCCCAUUUUUUGGAGGAGGGCGGUUCCACGACAACCCUCACACGUACACACGCAGGCCGCUGUUGCCAAUUAAUUUGACAAAGAAAUUCUUUCUCAUUCAUAUUAUCCCCUUAUCCGCCUCCUUUUUUCUUUUUUGUCGACAGCGUGCCUCCAUGGUGUGUGCACUGCAAUGCUGCUCCUUUACCUCCCUCCUAUCGUGGCUCUGAAAAAAACAAAGUUCUUUUUUUUUUCUUUCGAACGUUCAAAACUCGGAACUAGAUCCUUUUUUCCUCGCUGCUGCCCUCCUCCCUCCUCAUCGUUGGCGUAACUGAGUGAAGCUGUGCUAUGUGUCUCAAGUGUAUGUCCCUACAUCCCGGAUUCUUCAUUACUCUUUUUCUCGCUAUUAUCUUUCUCCUUUUUUUUCUCUUUUUCUAUCUCUCGUCUCUGAUAGGUUUUUUUUCCUUAUGCAUUCACCUACCCCCCAGCGUCAUGCCGAGUUAUUUUUUUAUGAUUUUUUAAAUGCAAUUUCAGUUCGUGAGUAGGUCAAUAUUAUUACAUACAAAAGAAAAACAAAAUAAUACAAUUGUUUCAGUAUCAGUUGUAAAGCCACUACCUACCUGUGCGUGUGCUGCUGGAAAACAAAGGAGGUGGGAGAAAAAACGAUCACAGAAAAAUAACAAAAAAAAAAGAGUUUAGGGUCAGGCUUUUCUUCUUUCAUUCUACCCUUAUGUUGAUUUGACGAUGGCGACAAAGUUAUAUGAUGAUUGCACACCCUCUAUUGUCCCUUCAUCCUCUUCUACCUUAUAAAAGAAAAUCCCGUUGAUUCAUUUUUUUCUCUCUCAUGUCCGACGCCCUUGUUGACGUUUCCAUUUUCUCGAAAAAAGAGAAGUUUUUGCAAAAACCCUUACCCUCUUCUUACCUUCGUCCCACCCCACCCCGUUCUUUCCGCGCUAGUAAAAGUGGCGAUUAAGGAAUGCGAGAGACGUGUCUACAACAACAGUUAAUUAAUUGCAUUGGUGUUUAUGUCGCAUGGCUGUAUGAUGAAUACAAAAGCUUAUAAAUACACUCGCGUGUACUGCCCAAAAA